Messenger RNA from Lotus japonicus, 1385 nucleotides. Its product is annotated as WAT1-related protein At1g68170-like. Gene Ontology annotation, cellular component: plasma membrane. The coding region runs from base 166 to 1347 and encodes 393 amino acids. Gene Ontology annotation, molecular function: transmembrane transporter activity. The record is from RefSeq and is a predicted model, not a curated record. Lineage: Eukaryota; Viridiplantae; Streptophyta; Magnoliopsida; Fabales; Fabaceae. The transcript is spliced from 7 exons.
UACUUGCGCAAAAAUAUAUAUAACACUGCCUUUCCUCUACUCUAAUAAUGCCUUCUUAUAGUUCUAGCUUUCAGUUUCUCUAUCUCUCGUUCACUAUCAGUCUAUCACACACACUUAUCUUCUUAAGUGAAAUGUAAGCCCUUUUUCAGAGUGCACUGACUAAAGAUGAAGAACAUUGGCAAUGUGGUGCAGGGGUUGAAGCCAACGUUGGUAAUGGUGGGGGUGCAGAUAGCAAUGGCUGGGGUGAAUGUGCUGCUCAAGCUCGCUGUAAACGAUGGCAUGAACUUGACGGUGGUUACUGCCUACCGAUUUGUAUUCGCCACUGCUUUCAUAGCUCCACUUGCUCUCAUCCUUGAAAGGAAGAAGAGGACAAAGAUGACUUGGAUGCUGCUGUUUCAGUCAUUUCUCUGUGGUUUAUUUGGAGGAGCAUCUCAAAACUUCUACUUAGAGUCUCUGGCUUUAACUUCAGUAACGUUUGCAGCCGCCAUGUCUAACCUUACACCAGCCAUAACCCUUAUUAUUGCCGCUUCCUUCAGAUUGGAAAAAAUAAAUUUAGAAACUACAGCAGGGAAGGCUAAGAUAGUGGGUACAAUAACUGGAAUUGGUGGGGCAAUGGUUCUGACUUUGGUUAAAGGCAAGGAAAUCAAGAUAGAGUCCUUCCACGUGAACCUUUUGCACCCCCAAAACGGUACACAUCCACACGCCGGUGGUACCGGUGAGAACCUCUUGGGUGCUCUUUGCAGCCUAGCCAGUGGCACCUCUUACUCAUUGUGGCUCAUUAUUCAGAGAAAGAUGACAGAAAGGUAUGACGGUCAUUACACAAGCACGGCGUUAAUGUCGUUUUGGGCUUCAGUGCUAUCCUUUGUGUUUGCUCUUUUCAUUGAGAGAGAUUGGAGUCAGUGGAGGUUGGGUUGGAAUAUUAGACUCCUAACUGUUGCUUAUGCGGGUAUAGUGAUCUCUGGACUGGUGGUGGUUGUAAUUUCAUGGUGUGUCCAGAUGAGAGGCCCAUUGUUUGUCGCUAUUUUCAAUCCUCUGGUGCUUGUGAUUUUGGCCUUCGCUUGUUCUACGAUAUUGAAUGAGAAGCUAUAUUGGAACAGCAUCAUUGGAGCAGUGUUGAUUGUAUGUGGCUUAUAUGCGGUUAUAUGGGGUAAGAGCAAAGAGAUGAAGAUGAAUACAGUAUUGGUAUCUUCAAAUGAAUCAGAUAGAGUCGAGAUAGUCUUGAGAUCUACAGGAUCAGAAGAGAACAGCAACAGCAAUGGUAUCCAAGUGAUUAGGGAUGAUGAAGAUUCAUCAGCAGAGGACAUGAAGAGCAAAGUGCAUAUGUUCACAAUCAAGGAAAAGAAUUAAGUUCUACCUAGUAAUGCCUGAAUAUUCAACUCUCUAAC